Molecule: messenger RNA, 407 nt
Organism: Aricia agestis (brown argus)
Lineage: Eukaryota; Metazoa; Arthropoda; Insecta; Lepidoptera; Lycaenidae
Product: endocuticle structural glycoprotein SgAbd-5-like
Exons: 3
Coding region: 33-380 (115 amino acids)
Cellular component (GO): chitin-based extracellular matrix
Molecular function (GO): structural constituent of chitin-based larval cuticle
Source: RefSeq, a predicted model, not a curated record
UCUCCGAAGAACAUACACGAUACGAAGACAAAAUGAAAUUGUUCGCAGUAUUCGCUUUACUUGCCGUAGCAUCAGCAGCACCACAAAAUCCCCAGGAUGUUCAAAUCGUGCGAUACGACUCAAACAACUCCGGAUUAGAUUCAUACAGUUUUGCAUGGGAGCUAUCCGACGGCAGUAAACAUGAGGAGCAAGGACAGUUGAAGAACCAAGGCACUGAAAACGAGGGUAUAGCGGUGCAGGGGCAGUACGCGUGGGUGGGCCCCGACGGUGUACUGUACACCGUGACGUAUGUCGCCGACGAGAACGGAUUCCAGCCGCAGAUAGAGCAGGGGCCAGGUGGCGCCAUACCCUCAGCUGUCGUCGCCUCGCUCGUCGGUUGAGUAAUGAUGGAAUCGGUGUAAAUAGGA